AUGCUCCGGAGUCAACAAAUUCACGCACAGGUCCACCGGGUCAAGACCACCUCAGGACAAACGACUCUAGUGCCAGAUGAAAUCGCGUUGGAGUUCCGGACAUUUUCCUUCUCCCUCUACAAUAUUACUCGAGCAGAGAGGGACAGCGCUGAGGGUAAUCGGGAGCUGGAGCGGAACAACUUCCUGGCGACUUAUGUCGCCUUCCCCCUCCAGGCGCAUGAUGCUGCGAUGCUCGAACUCCCAGUCCCGGAAAAAGAACUCCUGAAGGCCAUCAAAACCUUGAAGACGGGCCGAGCCUGGGUCCGGAUGGACUAA
Molecule: messenger RNA, 315 nt
Organism: Pelobates cultripes (western spadefoot toad)
Lineage: Eukaryota; Metazoa; Chordata; Amphibia; Anura; Pelobatidae
Source: the annotation of a GenBank genome assembly